AAGUCAAGUUUCAACAGCAAGCAAAACACAAUUUGCUUUCGAUUUCUUUUAUUCUUUCAGGUAUAUGAAUCCAAACUAUUAAAAUGUGUGGAGGUUUCACUUGCUCGAAGAAUGCUCUCAUUGCCCUCAACGUAUUGUAUAUUAUGGUCGCAUUUGUGCUCAUAGGGGUUGCAGUAUAUGGAAGGGCUGCAUCUAUUGUCACGAAUUUGCCCAUAGUGGGUGGUAUUUUAGCCUGUGGCAUUCUCCUAAUACUAAUAUCUGUGUUAGGACUAUUAGGGGCUGUCAAACACCACCAAGUUUUGCUGUUUUUCUACAUGGUGAUUUUGUUCUUGUUGUUCCUCAUUCAAUUUUCUGUUGCUUGUGCCUGUUUGGGGGUUAACAAUGAACAGCAAACCCAGCUGGCAGAACAGGGUUGGAAAAAGGUAGACAACAAGACUAGGUCUAGUGUACAGGAAGUUUUCACUUGCUGUGGUUUUGAUGAUAUUGUUGACAGGGAUGCUAAUUAUCAGUAUCAUCAUCCAUCUUGUGAGGCAGUACAGCCACACUGUUGUAUGGACCCAACAGUACUUGAUUGUACAUGUCCACAUUGUUUGGAAAAACUACAAAGUACAAUAAACUAUGCCUUCAAAUUGUGUGGAUGGAUAGGACUAUUCUUCAGCUUUUCUGAGCUAAUAGGGCUCAUCUUAUCCAGGCAUUACCGGAAUUUGUCUGAUCCUGAAGAAAGGAGAGCAACUGCUGUUUUCCCUCGCCAAAAUUUCACAUAUUGAUCUAGUCGAAAUGUUCAAAUAUUUAUUUGAUGUUUUGCCAUACCAAAGAUUUAUUUCCUCUUACGUCAUCAUGAUGAAUCGAACAAACCUUCUAGUCUAUAUUCGUUGUUGUCCUAAUAAAUGUAUGUAUAGGGUGGUAGUUUAAAAUUCCACCAAGGGUUACCUUCAUUUGUUUUCAAUAUAACUUGAAAAACUGGAAAGUUAGUCCCAAAAGUGUGGAAUUAUGCAUUAAACAAUCAUCCUUUCACAGUGUCAAUUUUGAAAAAAGAAUAAAUGAGGACACAGAAAUAUUUUCUAAACAAAUUCAACAAGGCGCAAUUUUUCUCUACACCAAAUUCACACUCCAACACGGAUCACCCUGUAUUUUUCUUGGGUAUAAUAUGUGAAAAAUGCGCCUUCAGAUAUUCGAAACGAAAGUGAUCAAGAAUUUUUCUAGAAAUAUUUUUGGUUUUGGAGAUGAGUAAUAAGUUAAGUAUUGAAUUUAUUCCAUUUUCAAAAUUCACACUGUAAGUGUAAAUAUAAGUGAAUGCGAAAAAAAAAAACAUACACAAUAUUUAUUAUAAAUGGAAAGUUAAACGCCGGCAAACAUUUGGAAAACGAACAUGUGGAUUAUGGCCGAAUUUGAAAAAUUAUGAAAAUGUUCGGGGUUUUCAACCAUGUUUGUUUUUUCAUCAUUCAAAAAUCAGCAUAUUGCCACAACAUUAUUUUUCUCUCCACAAAUUAGGAGUUGUUUUACAGGAGUCAAGUUAUUUUUUUGGUAAUGAUGUAUGGAAAUAUUCCUGACUCAAAAUUUGUUUGCGGGCAUUUCUUUUUGGAUUAAAAAAAACACAAACAUUCCAUGUUGACCAUCCAACGUUUGCUGAUGAAUAUUCAAAUCACUCUUCUAAAGACUGUAACUGUAGAAAUAAAUAUUAUUUCUUUAUCUGAAUAUUGUAGAAAUUGAUGUAAAUGUGUGUUUAUUUAUAAAAAAAGGCUUGAUAAUAUUCCAUUUUAGUGGUAGAUUGGUUGUGUCUUCACAAUAAUAAUAAACAUUAUUGCUUU
Molecule: messenger RNA, 1808 nt
Organism: Phaedon cochleariae (mustard beetle)
Lineage: Eukaryota; Metazoa; Arthropoda; Insecta; Coleoptera; Chrysomelidae
Source: the annotation of a GenBank genome assembly